CGCGAGUCAGUCGCUCGCCGUCGCCGUCGCUGUCGCCGUGCUUCGCCACUUGCGUUCGCCGCCGCUUGUUGCCUGUGGCCGUUUUCACCGUUCGAGCGUCGUCUGCCUUGUUGGCAUCGCCCUCGUCGCCACGCCGCGAUGAAGGUGUUUGUGAACCGUGUCGAUAGCACCCUUGGCGGCCUCCUAGCCAAGCGCUUGCUGGAGCGACCACCAGCUGGGGAAGAUGAAGAGGAGGUCGUGGACAUUUCUCCCAUCGAGGUCGUGGGCUCGCUGAGCGCCGAUCCCAACGCCCGCGCCCCGAGCUGGGUCUCGUCCGUUGUAUCGACGGCCGAUCGUGCCAGCUUUGUGGCCGCCACGGCAGACUGCGACAGUUUUAUCUUCGACAUCAGCCAGGAUCCCGCCGAGGCCAGCCUGGCCACAUGGACAGCCCAAUACUACAAGGAGCGGCUGGAGGACAUUCUUAAGCCCCGCACCAUUUGCUGCGUGUCCUCCGUCCUCACUUGGGCCUCCACCAAGCCUGCCGAUCCAGAUGCGGAGGAGGUGGCCCCUCUGGUUGAGGAUGAAUUUCGCCGCCGCCGAGCCCAUCGCUCCUAUCGUACUCUUCUCGAUGCCGAAAAGACCAUCACAAAGUGCGGCAAGAAAACCGAUGGCAAGCUAUUUACCUCUGUCAUUUGUGCUGGCCUCGUCUACGGCCGCGGCGAGACAGCCUUGCAUAGCCUCUUCCGCCGUGCCUGGGAGAUGAACGAGGAAUCGCUGCCCGUGUAUGGUGGCGGUGCCAACUACAUCCCCACCAUCCAUGUUGACGAUCUGGCCAGUACCGUCAUCGACACGGUUCGCUCCGGCUCCGGUGGUCAGUACAUCGUGGCUGUUGACGAGUCCAAGCACACGCUGCGCGAGAUUGCUGAAUGCAUCAGCAAAAAUCUCGGUCCAGGCAAGAUCCACGACGCAACCCUUGAGGAGGGUCUGCUGGAUCCCUUCUCCAGUCAGAGUGAAUUUGAUCUGCUCAGUAUCAAUCAGCAGUUUGACCAGGGCAGCAUCGCAGAGAUGGAGUUUGAGUGGCACUCGGCCGAAGGUCUAAUUGCCAACAUUCGCAAAGUCAUUCGCGAGUUCAAGGCAGCACGACACCUGAAUCCGCUGCGUAUUAUCCUACACGGACCCCCCGCCGUGGGCAAGACCACGCUGGCUCGCUUCCUGUCCCAGCACUACAAAUUGCCCUACGUCUCUGUGCAGUCUGCCACCGAGGACAAGAUCAAGGCGUUGCGUGCUAGUGCCGCCCGGAUUGAGAACGGCGAAGAUGAUCUCGAGGAAUCAGAAGUCGAACAGGCCCGCUUCGAUGCCGAUGAGCUGGCAGCCAUCGAGCAGGAGCUCCAGGACUCAGGAACUCACGACCUUUCGCAGACCAUCUCUUGGUUGCGCGAGAAAUUGCUGUCCAUGUCUUGCCUGAACCAAGGCUAUGUUCUGGACGGCGUUCCAGGGGAUGAGGAGCAGCUCAAACAGUUGAUGGCAAGGGGGGAUGAGGACGAGCUCGAGGAGGGUGAUGACGAAGUUGCAGACUCAGACGGCCCUAGCCCGCGCCUUGCACCCGACUUUGUCAUCCUGCUGGAUGCUCCUGACGCUUAUCUGACUGAUCGUGUCCUCAGCCUGCCCGAGCAGGAAGUGGCUGGUACCCGCAACACAGAGAGCGAAUACCCAUCUCGCUUGGCCAAGUGGCGCGCCGAGAACACCGACGAGCGCACCGUCCUCAACUAUUUUGAUUUGCAUGAGAUUCACCCCAUGACAAUUGACGUUCAAGGCUUGAGCCUGGACCUGGUGCAGCGACAGUUGCUGGACGUGGCGGGUGCACCGCGCAACUAUGGACCAUCGCCUGAGGAAGCCGCGGCUCUUGAAGCUGAGCGUGCGGCUCGUGAGGAGGCCGAGCAAGCCGUGCGAGAAAAGGAAGAGGCUGCUGCGCGUGCCAUCGAGGAAGAGCGGGCUGGUGCAGCGCAGGCGGAAUGGUCAGCCAAGCGUGACACGGUCAUGCGGGAGCAGCAGCAGGCUUUGGAUGAGGCCUCUUUGCCCUUGCGUACAUUUUUGAUGCGCCACGUCAUGCCCACGCUUACUCAGGGUCUACUCGAGGUAUGCAAGACUAAGCCCGAGGAUCCGAUUGAUUUUCUGGCCGAAUAUUUGUUUCAGAACAACCCUCAGAUUGAUUAGAUCAUAAUGGAGACAAUUUGCAAGCGCGACACCGCCUUGUCAUGUCGCAUCGUUGUGUGUUCCGUUUCGAGCCCAGCAGCCUUGUUUGUUUUGCAGCUGGAGCAUCAUAUUCCUGUCUUUUUCUGCCCUUUUUUUUUGUGUCUUGUCUCUUGAUCAUUGCGUCGUGCCCGAGGCACGGGACGCUAGACGAGCAAAUUGACCUGCUUGCU
This is a messenger RNA of Monosiga brevicollis MX1, 2402 nucleotides long. RefSeq lists its product as uncharacterized. NCBI's taxonomy places the organism in Eukaryota, Choanoflagellata, Craspedida, Salpingoecidae. Bases 139 to 2193 code for a protein of 684 amino acids. The record is from RefSeq and is a predicted model, not a curated record. The transcript is spliced from 11 exons. Gene Ontology annotation, molecular function: ATP binding; ATP hydrolysis activity; AMP kinase activity. Gene Ontology annotation, biological process: nucleobase-containing compound metabolic process. Gene Ontology annotation, cellular component: cytoplasm.